ACUAAAAGUAGAACGAUGUACUUCUGCGACAGCGCCCUCAUGUGGUGACAUGUGACAUUGCCGCUGUUUGCGGUUGCUGGGAGAUUCGAGUUUUCUUGAACACAACACAAGUUUGUUGAGCUUCCAACUUUCUGCUCCUUCCGUCUGGAGAAGUUAUGGAAAGUUCUAGUGAGUUGCAGUCUAAAGAGCGCGAGCGGCUGAAGAUGAGAAUGGUCGUCCUGGAGGAGCGCGUGCGGGCCAUGGAGGCGGAGUCUAGAGGCGACCAAGAGGCGGUCCUAAGGCUGGCGUCCGAGCUGGACCGGGAGAGGAAGAAGUCCACCAGCAGCUCGGCGGCUGUACAAGAACUCAAAGCGGACCUGGACGGACUGGUGCUGGUGCGGCUGGAAAACGAAGACCUGGUCCAGAGACUGCAGGCCAGCAGGAGAGUGACGGAGGCCAGCAGGCGGGAGUCUGGCUGUCUGGAGGAGCAGGUGCAAGACCUGGAGGGGCAGGUGCAAGACCUGGAGGGGCAGGUGCAAGACCUGGAGGGGCAGGUGCAAGACCUGGAGAAGAAGCUGCAGAGCAGUCAGAGACACGCCCGGGAGGCCCAGGACCAAGUCCUGCAGGUCCUCCGUAAAGUCUCCUCUCUCAUCCCGGACCAGACACCAGUCCCAGUCCACGGCCAAGACCAGGAGGCGUCGCCGACCCUGGACCAACUCUGCAGUCGGGUGGAGGCUCACCUGGGCGACGUGUGUCAGCAGCUGAGCGAGGAGAAGCAGCGAGGUCAAAGCGUCCAGCAGAGAGCCGAGCAGCAAGUGUCAGACCUGAGGCAGAGACUUGAGGCCGUGGAGGCGGAGCUCCUGGCGGCGGACGAGCAUCAUCACGCCAUGCGGCUGGACCUUCAGCACCAUGAAGACUUCUUGGAGCGGCUGACAGACGCCAUGAAGGUGGACGCCAUGGCGGCCGACGUGGGCCCCGACAUGAGGCUGCCGCUCAUCCUGUCCCGGGCGGAGCAGCUGGUCAGAAGCGAAGGCGACGCUGUGAUGGAGAGCAAGCGUCUGACCUUUAACCUCCAACGCAAGCUGAAGACCCAGAAGGAGCAGCUGGAGAGCAAAGGUCUUCACAUCCAGAUGUUGAGGAAGAAGCUGGAGGAGGACAAAAGGAGCAAGUCGGUGCUGGAGGACGUCCAUGCCGAGUCCGCACGCCUGCAGAAGAAAGUGGAGCGUCUCCAGGGCGAGCUGAGGGCCUCCAGGCAGUCACACGGCCUGCUGAAGAGCCGCCUCUCCGCCGCCGACCUCAAGGUAGAAGGCCGGCGUCUUCACGCCAGCAGUCUUCACGCCAGCAGUCCAUCACGUCUUCACGCCAGCAGUCCAUCACGUCUUCACGCCAGCAGUCCAUCACGUCUUCACGCCAGCAGUCUUCACGCCAGCAGUCUUCACGCCAGCAGUCUUCACGCCAGCAGUCCAUCACGUCUUCACGCCAGCAGUCCAUCACGUCUUCACGCCAGCAGUCUUCACGCCAGCAGUCUUCACGCCAGCAGUCUUCACGCCAGCAGUCCAUCCCGUCUUCACGCCAGCAGUCCAUCACGUCUUCACGCCAGCAGUCCAUCAUUGUGUGUGUUUGACAAGCUGAGGCUGGAGGAACAGAGCCAGGUCGUGCAGGAGCAGAAGAAGAAGCUGAGACAGCUCCGGAAGGGCAAAGGUCACGCCGAGAAGCUGGUCGACACCUUGACCUCUGACCUGCAGAGUCAGGAGAAGCAGAGCAGGGACGACCGAGAGCGACUCAGCAGUCUGACGAGCAGCCUGGCUCAGCUCUCCGCCUCUGAGAGAGAGCUGACGGACUUCCGCAUGGUGGUUUCCCGCUUGCUGGGCUUAAACGCCUCGUCAUCCUCCGCCCUCCCCAACCAUGAAAUCAUCCGCCUGCUGGAGGACCUCCUCCACUCCCAUCAUCACCAUGGAAACGCACCUUGGCUGUGCGCGGCCCACCGCGGCGCUCAUCUCUCCUACUCACAUGCUAGCGGCGGCCAGGGGGAGUGAAUAAGUGCUUAUUAUUUUGGUCAUGAAUGAAAUAAACACG
Entelurus aequoreus (snake pipefish) is the source of this 2055-nucleotide messenger RNA. RefSeq names its product coiled-coil domain-containing protein 170-like. NCBI's taxonomy places the organism in Eukaryota, Metazoa, Chordata, Actinopteri, Syngnathiformes, Syngnathidae. The transcript has 7 exons. The coding region runs from base 156 to 2015 and encodes 619 amino acids. The record is from RefSeq and is a predicted model, not a curated record.